Molecule: messenger RNA, 2004 nt
Organism: Pomacea canaliculata
Lineage: Eukaryota; Metazoa; Mollusca; Gastropoda; Architaenioglossa; Ampullariidae
Exons: 2
Coding region: 71-1561 (496 amino acids)
Cellular component (GO): membrane
Source: RefSeq, a predicted model, not a curated record
AGUUUAUGUCUAGCAACUCUAAAAACCAAGAACAACUAAUUAUAUAAACAUUCAACAUAAAUCUGUAAACAUGUCAGCCUUUACAAUGACACCAAGUAACGAGUGGUACACAGCAGCUACAACAAAGGCGGUGUUGACCAAUGGGUCUGUUCCAGAGGUUAGUCUGGGUUUAUUUGGCCCCACGGGUUACCAGACGAUUCAAGACAUUGUAGAUCGGUUGAGACUAGGGCUACACCUGACUGCUCUGCCCAUGAACAUCUUAAACAUUUUUGUCUACAUGCAGAGGAACAUGCGCAGUUCUACCUCUACCUACCAUCUGGCCAUGAGUCUUUCUCAGAUCGCGUACAUCCUCGUAAACCUCGUGGUUCCCAUAGGAACGAUGGCUAACUUGUGGACAAACACUUGUUACUUCUGUGUUGUUUACAACUCGAUAUUCAGCCACUUCCUCGCCAUCAGUACCAAUCGUGCGAUGUAUGGAAUCAUUUGUCUUGUAGCUACCGAGAGGUUUUUAGCAAUAGCGUUUCCUUUAAAAUCCAAGUUGUUCCGUGUUUGCAAAACACCUGUAAUCUCUGUUCUCGUUCUUUACUCACUUGUGGUGGUGUCCCAUGUCUAUCUGGCUUUAAGAUAUGAGGUCUAUGAAUCGAAUCUCGGGGUGGGUACAAAUAUCAGUAUAUCCCCUGUUUACUGUGAUGUCACCUCCGAUCCAGUUAAUACGUCCGUUGAUACUGUCUUCGGCAUCGCAAGACAAAAGAAUGGAGGAACUUCGCAAGAAACCCCAUGGAGUCUGUCUGACGGUGUCACGGAUGCAAGUAGUUUUCUCCCCUUAUCAGAGUCGCCCAGGUAUGUUAGUAUUGAUACGAAGUAUCUGCCCCAGAGGUCCGUGUCUGCCCCCCUGUCCCCAUGUUCUACUGUCAGAGCUGAGACCGUUACCUCAAGAACAGGUGAGACUGUUUGGUCCUCGCGAUACACCAGCACGUACCUGGCCAACCCCAGUGUCUUUGCGAUGUGGUCAGUGAUGGCGGGUGUGGUGUGGGUGUACAUCGCAGUGCUGCUGGGGCUGCUGACAGACAUCCUGCUUGUCGCCAUCCUCCUGCGUCACAGCCGCCAGCGUAGCGCCAUCACCACCAGCGACAGCGACAAGCGAGACAGACAGGUCCGGCAGACGACACUGACGGUUCUGACCUCCAGUCUAGUCUUCGUGGUCCUCAGUCUGCUUCCUGUCAGCAAUGCACUGGCCAACUCUCUGGUUCCCUCCUACGGAUACACCUCCAACCUUCGCUACACCUUCAUGUCCGUCCACGCCCUGGGCCAGCUGUCCUUCAGCAUCAGUCUGUGUACUGACCUCCUCACCUUCCUCGUCCUCAGCUCCUCUUAUCGUACAACACUCGUAAAGAUGAUUGCUCGCGUAUUCCAACAUCACAAAGGAAAGGAAUCUCAAUCAAAACACAGUAAAGGGUACCUUAUGGAAAGUAGGAGCAUGGGUACCGAGAUCCAAACACUCUCCGGGUUUACUCAAGCGACAAUGAGCAUGUCACUGUCUCUCUCCCCCACAAAAGACUAAAUGAAAAUUAAUAUUUUAUUGCGCGACAAAGCAGCGAGCUCCUCUAUCUUAUUAUCACUAUUAGGUUAGCCAAUGCGCCUGCCAAUUUUUUUAAUUUAUUAUUUUAAUUAUAUCAGAACGGCUUUGAAAUGUUUAUUAAAUGUUAGAAACCACUCGAUGACAAUCAUUUAGAUGAACCUUUUUCAUAAAAGUGCCGCCAAAGGUAUUAACCUGUACGUUUGACCAAUCACGUGAGUGUCAUGCAAUGCAGGGAUAAAUAAAGAUAUUAAGACUCGUGUUUGGAAAAACUUCAUCAGUCUCUAGAUUAUAUGUGACUAUAUAUAUAAUCUUAAAAAAAUUACCCUGCAUAGUGAUAAUUGCAUGACUUUUAAGAGCGGUUUACGUAUUAUUACAUAAAGAAAAUAUCUGCUUCACCAUGUGUACGGACAGUCUAAUGACCUCGC